CUGGCUCCCCGCCCCUACCCUGGUUAGUAUGGAUGCCAGAACAGCCCUGACUGGGCCCUGGCAACAAGUCAGAGGCCCUGGGAAGGCGCCCUGGCGAGGCUGGGCAUGUUCCUUCUCCACAGCCGAACGGCCUUCGGCCUCUUGUUGCCAGCUCUGUUUUCCCCGGGGGGGAGACUUGGUUUUCUCCUGGCAGCGCAGGGGCUGCUGGGAAGGGAAGAUGGAGCCUGCCAGCUUCUUGGUGGAGCUGGAGGCCUGGGGCACGGGUGCAGUUGUCCUCUGGGAGACUGGGGGCCCAUCCCCCUCCCACCAGAACCAGUGACUCUCAGGAAGGGGAGAGCUGCCAGAUCACCUGCAGGGGGCAGCAUGAGCCAGAGGCCCUGGCCAGUCACUUGACCCAGGAGGCAGGCAGGGUGCUCAGUGUGUGCGCCUGGUGGACAGGGGGCGGCCACCUCAUGGCCUGGGCCCAGGUCUGUGCCAGUUGUUGCUGGCAGCUGGCUGAAGCGGUCCUGCGCACUCCCCCUGGGGUUGGGGGUGAGGAGAGGACCCCCUUGCUGGGCCCUGCCCCUGCCAGCCAGUCCCCGGGGCCCUUGAUCCAGAGGGGCCCAGGUACCCCAAACGCAGGAUUUUCCUGCCCCUCUAGCAGCUUCAGCAGCAGUGACCCCCUUUCUGGAGGGAUCAGGAAAUUGGGCCUGAGCACUGGUAGCAGCUCCACCUGGAGUCCUGGAGCCACCGGGGCCUCCUGGCCCACAACUGUCCUUCUGGCCGACCUUGAGCAGGAUGCGAGGCAGGGGGAGUGUGCCCUUCCCAGGGCCGUCCCGGCAGGCCUGGUCCCAGUGAAACCCGAAGCCAGCCGGAGCUCCAGCCCUGGGCCGACCAGCUGCAUGGGGGCAAGGGUAGUAGCAGAGGCCAGACCAGGGGACACAGGCUUUGCCGGGCCUGAACUGGAGAGCUGGCUGCCUCGCUGCCAUGGCGGUCCUGAGACUCCAGAGCCCAGGAGAGGGCAGCCGCCGACUGCACCAGAGCUGCCGUCAGUCAUGCUGUUGAAUGGGGACUGUCCAGAGAGCCUGAAGAGGGAAGAGGGGGCCACUGAACCACCCCGGGAAAAUGGGCUGGAUGAGGCCGAGGCGGGAGAGGAGACCACUGGACAGGAAGUCAUUGUCAUUCAGGACACAGGCUUUUCUGUGAAGAUCCUGGCCCCUGGGAUUGAGCCUUUCUCCCUGCAGGUGUCCCCCCAGGAGAUGGUACAGGAAAUCCACCAGGUACUCAUGGAUCGUGAAGACACAUGUCACCGCACCUGCUUCUCACUGCACCUGGAUGGCAACAUGCUGGACCACUUCUCAGAGCUGCGCAGUGUGGAGGGGCUGCAGGAGGGCUCUGUGCUACGUGUGGUAGAAGAGCCAUACACGGUGCGUGAGGCCCGCAUCCACGUGCGCCAUGUCCGAGACCUGCUCAAGAGCCUGGACCCAUCCGAUGCCUUCAACGGGGUUGACUGCAACUCCUUGUCCUUCUUGAGUGUCUUUACCGAUGGCGACCUGGGAGGCUCGGGUCCCUCAGACAGCGGGAAGCGGAAGAAGGGCUUGGAGAUGGACCCCAUCGACUGUACGCCACCCGAGUACAUCCUUCCAGGGAGCCGGGAGCGGCCGUUGUGUCCCCUGCAGCCCCAGAACCGUGACUGGAAGCCCCUGCAGUGCCUGAAAGUGCUCACCAUGAGCGGCUGGAACCCGCCCCCUGGGAACCGUAAGAUGCAUGGGGACCUCAUGUACCUGUUUGUGAUCACGGCCGAGGACCGGCAAGUCAGCAUCACAGCGUCCACACGGGGCUUUUACCUGAACCAGUCCACAGCGUAUCACUUCAACCCCAAGCCUGCCAGCCCUCGCUUCCUCAGCCAUUCCCUGGUGGAGCUGCUCAACCAGAUCAGCCCGACCUUCAAAAAAAACUUUGCCGUGCUGCAGAAGAAAAGGGUCCAGCGCCACCCGUUCGAGAGGAUCGCCACGCCGUUCCAGGUGUACAGCUGGACGGCCCCCCAGGCAGAGCAUGCCAUGGACUGCGUGCGCGCGGAGGAUGCCUACACCUCGAGGCUGGGCUACGAGGAGCACAUUCCCGGACAGACCCGGGACUGGAAUGAGGAGCUGCAGACAACAAGGGAACUGCCCCGUAAGAACCUGCCCGAGCGGCUGCUGCGAGAGAGAGCCAUAUUCAAGGUGCACAGUGACUUUACUGCAGCAGCCACGCGCGGUGCCAUGGCGGUCAUCGAUGGCAACGUGAUGGCCAUCAACCCCAGUGAGGAGACGAAGAUGCAGAUGUUCAUCUGGAACAACAUCUUCUUCAGCCUGGGCUUUGAUGUCCGUGACCACUACAAGGACUUUGGCGGGGACGUGGCAGCCUACGUGGCACCCACCAACGACCUGAACGGCGUGCGCACGUAUAACGCAGUGGACGUGGAGGGGCUCUACACGCUGGGCACGGUGGUGGUGGAUUACCGUGGCUACCGUGUUACGGCCCAGUCCAUCAUCCCUGGCAUCCUGGAGCGGGACCAGGAGCAAAGCGUCAUCUAUGGCUCCAUUGACUUUGGCAAGACAGUGGUGUCGCACCCGCGAUACCUGGAGCUGCUGGAACGCACGAGCCGGCCCCUCAAGAUCCUGCGGCACCGGGUGCUCAACGACCGCGACGAGGAAGUGGAGCUCUGCUCCUCCGUGGAGUGCAAGGGCAUCAUCGGCAACGAUGGGCGCCACUACAUCCUCGACCUGUUGCGCACCUUUCCCCCUGACCUCAACUUCCUGCCCGUGCCUGGUGAGGGGCUGCCUGAGGAGUGCACCCGCGCUGGCUUCCCCCGUGCCCAUCGGCACAAGCUCUGCUGCCUGCGCCAGGAGCUGGUGGAUGCCUUCGUGGAGCACAGGUACCUCCUCUUCAUGAAGCUGGCUGCCCUGCAGCUGAUGCAGCAGAAAGCCAGCAAAUUGGAGAGUCCCACCUCGCUGGAAAACGGCAGUCUCCCCUCCCCGGAGUCCAAGCCUAAAGACCCUCCGGGACCGGAGGCGGGAAGUGAGGAGGAGGGCAGCAGUGCUAGUGGCCUGGCCAAGGUGAAGGAACUGGCAGAGACCAUCGCCUCGGAUGACGGGACAGCAGACCCUCGGAGCCGGGAGGUGAUCCGCAACGCGUGCAAGGCAGUCGGCUCCAUCAGCAGCACGGCCUUCGACGUUCGCUUCAACCCUGACAUCUUCUCGCCAGGCAAGCGGUGGGACAGGGCAGGCACAGUGCUGUGGGGGUCAUCUUGGGGCCCUGUCCAUCCACCUGAGCGCUGGCAUCUUCCUCUGCUUCCCUUCUGCCUGGCUCAAGCCUCUGCUCUUCCUCCCGCAGGGGUUCGCUUCCCCGAGUCCUGCCAGGAGGAAGUUCGGGACCAGAAGCAGCUGCUGAAAGAUGCCGCUGCCUUCCUGCUCUCCUGCCAGAUCCCCGGCUUGGUGAAGGACUGUGCAGACCAUGCGGUGCUGCCCAUGGACGGGGCCACACUGGCUGAGGUGAUGCGCCAGCGUGGCAUCAACAUGCGCUACCUGGGCAAGGUGCUGGACCUGGUGCUCCGGAGCCCGGCUCGAGACCAGCUGGACCACAUCUAUAAAAUUGGCAUUGGAGAGCUCAUCACCCGCUCUGCCAAGCACAUCUUCAAGACAUACUUACAGGGAGUUGAGCUCUCAGGCCUCUCGGCUGCCAUCAGCCACUUCCUAAACUGCUUCCUGAGCUCUUACCCCAACCCCGUGGCCCACCUGCCCGCCGACGAGCUGGUCUCCAAGAAGAGGAACAGGAGGAGGAGAAACCGGCCCCCAGGGGCAGCAGAUAACACGGCCUGGGCUGUCAUGACCCCCCAGGAGCUUUGGAAAAACAUCUGCCAGGAGGCCAAGAACUAUUUCGACUUCAGCCUCGAGUGUGAGACCGUGGACCAGGCUGUGGAGACAUACGGCCUGCAGAAGAUAACGCUGCUACGGGAGAUCUCCCUGAAAACCGGAAUCCAGAUCCUGCUGAAGGAGUACAGCUUCGACAGCCGCCACAAACCCGCAUUCACCGAGGAAGAUGUGCUCAACAUCUUCCCUGUGGUCAAGCACGUCAACCCGAAGGCCUCGGACGCCUUCCACUUCUUCCAGAGCGGGCAGGCCAAAGUACAGCAGGGCUUCCUGAAGGAGGGCUGCGAGCUCAUCAAUGAGGCCCUGAACCUGUUUAACAACGUGUAUGGAGCCAUGCAUGUGGAGAUCUGCGCCUGCUUGCGCCUCCUGGCCCGUCUCCACUAUAUUAUGGGUGACUACGCCGAGGCCCUGAGUAACCAACAGAAGGCAGUGCUCAUGAGCGAGCGAGUGAUGGGCAUUGAGCACCCCAACACCAUCCAGGAAUAUAUGCACCUGGCCCUGUACUGCUUUGCCAGCAGCCAGCUGUCUACGGCCCUGAACUUGCUGUACCGCGCCCGCUACCUCACACUGCUCGUGUUCGGGGAAGACCACCCGGAGAUGGCACUGCUGGAUAACAACAUCGGGCUGGUGCUGCACGGAGUGAUGGAGUGUGACCUGUCGCUGCGCUUCCUGGAGAAUGCGCUGGCCGUCAGCACCAAGUACCACGGGCCCAAAUCCCUCAAGGUGGCCCUCAGCCACCACCUUGUCGCCCGGGUCUAUGAGAGCAAAGCCGAGUUCCGGUCAGCCCUGCAGCACGAGAAGGAAGGCUACACCAUCUACAAGACCCAGCUGGGUGAGGACCACGAGAAGACCAAGGAGAGCUCCGAGUACCUCAAGUGCCUGACCCAGCAGGCCGUGGCCCUGCAGCGCACCAUGAACGAGAUCUACCGCAACGGCUCCAGUGCCAACAUCCCGCCCCUCAAGUUCACAGCCCCCAGCAUGGCCAGUGUCUUGGAACAGCUCAAUGUCAUCAACGGCAUCCUCUUCAUUCCUCUCAGCCAAAAAGACUUGGAGAAUCUGAAAGCCGAGGUGGCGCGGCGGCACCAGCUCCAGGAGGCCAGCAAAAACAGGGAUAAAGCUGAGGAGCCCAUGGCCACCGAGCCUGAGCCAGCGGGGGCCCCAGAGGACGUGGCCUCCCAGCCCCAGGCUGCCAAGGACCCUUCUUCCUCAAGCUUUCAGGGGUAGAGAGGGAGAGACAGACGGACAGUCAGCUGCCCCGUUACCCAGUGAUCCAGACUCCAGGAGAAGGGGGGCAUGCCCUGCAGAUCAGGAGAGGAAACAAGUCCCUCUUCCACGUUUCCGACCCCAGCCCUACCCCCAGCAUCCUCCUGGGACCCCGGCCUGGCCUGCCUGUCCCCCGAAAGAUGUUUUUGCACUGGUUCAAUGAAUAUACAAUGCAGAGGCCUAAUUGAAGACAUGUGAAUGGAGUGUGUGGGCAUCAGUUCCCAGCUGGGGGGCAGGUGUCCCCUCAGGCCCCCCAUCCUCGAGCAGUGCGUGCGAGUGUGUCCAUGCCCGUGAAUGUCUCGGCCCGUCCUUCCUAACUUGUACAUAGCCCCGAGUCAGUUCUGAGUGGGUGACGUGCAGAUGAGAUUUCUCAGGUCAUUUGUAUGUUUGACAUUAUGGCUGCUGCUUUUGCUGCCACUACCCCUGGGUCCAGCCUGGCUUAGAGUCCAGGUUUGAAGCCAAAAAGAGGGGAGCUUUCCUGUGUCCUGGGAUGGGGAGCCAGAGCUCCAUGGCAGGGCUGGAGGGUUGGGGUGCACUUUAGCUUUGUGGCAAGGUGGGAGCUGCAGCAGCGGCUUUACUGAUCCGGAUGGGCCUGGCCUGGCUGUGCUGAGGGUGGGGGAAAGGGGUGCGUGGCCACGGUGGUUCCCCAGACAUCCCUGUGCCCAGCCGCGACCUGUCUGCCCUUGGGCCUCAGCAGGAGGCGCUGCCUCCCCACCCCCUGCACCCCAGUUGGGGUUCACCUUGGGGGCUACAGUCUGAAUGUAUCCUUCUCCCCAUUUAACCUGAGCUGCCUAACGCACAGUGGGGGUGGGGGGAGUGAGGGGUAGGGGAACCUGGGCUGAAUCAUGGAUCCUGGGGGGAUGUUACCAGAUACAGGAGUGAUUGUCACUGUUUGUGGAGUCCAGCUCCCUACCUGGUCCUUGCUACACAAGCACCUUCUAUAGGGAGUAGCUCUGGGAGUGGCAGGGGGGGGGCUGCGUGGAAGGUGAUGGCCCCCACAGGCCCCAGCUACUCCCUCUCCUGCCUGCCUGUGCUGCUUCUCUGUGCCUGCUGUUGGAGCCCCAACGGGUAGGGGGAGAUCGCCACCCUUGUGAGCUUGAGGGAGCUGUUCCCAGGAACGGGCCUCUGCCUGGGGGCUUUGCGGAGAGCUGCUUAUGGGUAUGGUCUGUCCAAAUACCUUGUUUCAAAGGGAGUGGGUGUGAGCUAGCAAGCAAAGCAUCCCCACAGCUGAUCAAGAACUUUUUCUUGUUUUUAAACCAUCACGUCUUCAUUUCACAUUGGAAUAAAGUGAGUUUUUGAAACCUGC
Molecule: messenger RNA, 6459 nt
Organism: Diceros bicornis minor
Lineage: Eukaryota; Metazoa; Chordata; Mammalia; Perissodactyla; Rhinocerotidae
Gene: CLUH
Product: clustered mitochondria homolog
Exons: 25
Coding region: 453-5114 (1553 amino acids)
Biological process (GO): intracellular distribution of mitochondria
Cellular component (GO): cytoplasm
Molecular function (GO): mRNA binding; protein binding
Source: RefSeq, a predicted model, not a curated record